This is a messenger RNA of Rhodotorula graminis WP1, 1245 nucleotides long. RefSeq lists its product as uncharacterized. Gene Ontology annotation, cellular component: fungal-type vacuole membrane. Gene Ontology annotation, molecular function: manganese ion transmembrane transporter activity; iron ion transmembrane transporter activity. Lineage: Eukaryota; Fungi; Basidiomycota; Microbotryomycetes; Sporidiobolales; Sporidiobolaceae. The record is from RefSeq and is a predicted model, not a curated record. The transcript is spliced from 7 exons. Bases 1 to 1092 code for a protein of 363 amino acids. Gene Ontology annotation, biological process: intracellular manganese ion homeostasis.
AUGUCUGCCCCGUCUGAACCCGUCGCCGACAGCACCGCGCGCGGCGCUGGAGCUGCCGUCGCCCUCCCCUCGCGCUCGAAGCGCGCCCAGGACGGCUCGGCGGCCCCCGUGUGGUCGCUCCAGGGUGCCGGCAGCACUACUGAGGUCCCUCUCGCGGCCAAGUGCGACCUGCACAACCGCGAGCGCACCGUCUGCUGCCGGGACCUCAAGGGCGACGACGAGCGGCACCUCAUCAACCCGGACAUCGUUCGAGACUGCAUCAUUGGUCUCGCCGAUGGCCUCACCGUCCCGUUCGCCCUCACCGCCGGCCUGUCGUCGCUCGGGUCGUCCCGCCUCGUCUACACGGCCGGCAUCGCCGAGCUCGUGUCCGGCGCGCUCAGCAUGGGCGUCGGCGGGUACCUGUCGGCACAAGCCGAACGUGACCACUACCGCUACCUGAGGAAGAACACGCGGGAGCGCGUUCUUCGUUCUUGCGCCGGCGAGAUGGAGCGCGAGGUCAACGCCAUCCUGUCGCCCCUCGGCGUCGACGCCGCCUUGUCGCGCCGCGUCGCCGGCGCCCUCCUGUCGGUCGAGGCGAGCCUUCCCCCUCCCGAAGCGCCCCCCUCGAUCGUCCGCCAGUGCCUCAACGUCGUCGCUCGUCGCCCGCGCUUCUCCAGCGGCGACUCGAGCGACCCGGAGCGGCGGCGUCUCCUGCCGACCUCGUCGGCAUCGAGCAAGGGCGAGGACGAGGACGAGGACGACAAGGGCUUGACGGCCUUCCUCCUCAAGUUCGGCGAGGGCCUCGAGGAGACGACCGACGCACGCCUCUUCAUCUCGGCGUUCACGAUCGGCAUCUCGUACCUGCUCGGCGGUCUCGUCCCGCUCCUGCCGUACUUCUUCAUCGACAUGGCUUUCGACGCGCUCAUGGUGUCGAUCGCCAUCACGAGCGUCGUCCUGCUCGUCUUUGGCAUCUUCAAGACGUACUUUACCGGUGCCGCGAUCGGUGUUUCGGGCUACACGUACGGCGCCAUCUCGACGCUCCUCGUCGGCGCGUUCGCCGCGGGCGCGUCCUUCCUCAUCGUCUCGGCGCUCGAGGGCGCCGGGUCCAAGUGAGCGCAACCUCGUCUCCCGCCUUUUCAUACCUCUCACCUCGCCCUCGCACACGCACCCUCAUUCGCUCUCUCUCGGUCUAGACGCGUCCCCUCUUUGUGUAGUUCUCUCUUGGCGCGCCUGUAGCAACACGAGUCGGUCGGCUCUCUCUCUCUC